AUGGAGGAGGAGGUGGCGGCGAAUGAGGCGGCCAUUCUGGAGCGGCGCCAGGAGAUCCGGACGAGUCUGAGGGCCGUGGAGAACUCGCUGAGAGAGGCUGGAGCCGUGACGGACGGAUACACUAGCGCGUAUCUGCUGGAGUCGCCCUCUGCGCAUUGGGACAACGUCCCUUCGACUUCGCUGUUCCGUCGACAGGCAGUGCACGUAUCCGACGCGGAAUUGGCUCGCUCUGCUGCGCUCCACUUCGACUUUGACGCUCCGGAUGCAGUUCGGUAUCAGUGGAGAGUGUCGCCAUUGGGCGAGGCCAAGUGUCGUCGCAUUUGGAGCUUGUUCGAUGCGGAUGAGGACGAAGUGUGGACGCAUCGAGAGUUCCUCGAGUACAUGGCGGCGUUGAAGUGUUCGACGGAAUCGACUGAGCUUAGGGCGUUUGAGGAUAGUGAAGAGGUCUGGAGGAUGUAUAUGAGUGACAUGUGCGAGCUGGAUGAGGACGGGAGCCUCACGUUCGACGGGUUCGUCAUGUUCCGCGAGCUUAUUGAAGACGAACGGCCUCUGGCUCGAGAUUUGAGGCUGCUGGGUAUUUCGUUGGAGUGGGAAGAGCUGGAGAGGGUCGAGAGGAUCAAGGAGCUAUUUCAUGAGUACAUUGACGAUCCGUCGGGCAACGUGACGGCCAAGGCUGCACAGUACUUGCUGGCGGAGAUUGGGUUUGCGUUGACGAGUGAAGAGACGACGGAGAUCGUUGAGAGGAGGUACCAACUGGAACGCUGUCUUCGGUUUGUACAUCAGUUGAAGCGUACGCUGCGGCUGUUUGGGUAUCGACAGAAGUCGACACUGCGAUUUACGAACGAAGGACUGUCGAGAGAUGAUCGCGGUCAUAAUGAGGAGGAGUCGAAGAUCUGUAAGGUUGGACUACUGAGCCUUGUGUUGUCGUCAUGGUGCCCCGCUGUGAAGACACGCUGGCGGAAUUUCUUUUUGUACUGUCGACUGCAGUCGUUCUGUGCAUUGAGACGCGUCAAGCAACGAGUUCAUUGGAUCUUCACGUGCAUCCGCCAAGCUGCGACCACAGGAUUAUUAUCUGCAAAUUGCUUACAGUCUCCUACUCCCGGAGGAGAUCGCGGAGAUUACCUACUCAAACUGGACGUGGGGCCCAAGUUUUCCACUACCGCCACCGUACAUCUUACAUACAACUCGGACGCCGACUCUGCCGCCGCACUUCACGAGCUGAAAUACCUGGAGCGAGGUGCCGAGUGUUUCCUGUACAUCGACUUCACCUGCCGAAAUGGCACCAAAGAAAGCGAUGGGCAACUGUUGGUAGAACGGUUGACGUGGUUUAUCGGCGAAUUUCUCCGCGACCACAUCGAGACACUGCCAUAUUUCCACCGCUGGUUUGUCACUUUGCCGUCAAAAAUCCAACUGCGCUUAGGACCAACAAGCAGCGGCGCUGCUGGGACCUCAGCGACGGUGGCUCGUCUCGUGAUCCUCUUUACGGGCCAGAUGGACCUGUACCAAGUCAUGCAGACGCUCGGCUUGCCGUCGUCCAUGCAGUUCGACCACCUCAUCCAGCGUUUUUCUCUUCGCUGGCUGUGCAGUCACUCUUUGGAGGACCUCCUCGUCACGAAGAAUCUCAACCUGGGAGCUCAAUGGGCCUGUCGGACUCAAAUGGACAUGCGGUUGAAUCGGCAAGCAUGGGCUCAAAUCUUCGAUCAGGUCGCUCACCAACUCGAUGCGGAGCUGGCGCACGAACGAGAAGACGCCGAGUAUAUCGCUCAAAUCAAAGCC
Phytophthora sojae is the source of this 1776-nucleotide messenger RNA. RefSeq lists its product as hypothetical. The transcript is spliced from 4 exons. NCBI's taxonomy places the organism in Eukaryota, Oomycota, Peronosporomycetes, Peronosporales, Peronosporaceae. The record is from RefSeq and is a predicted model, not a curated record. The annotation marks the transcript as partial.